This is a messenger RNA of Anopheles stephensi (Asian malaria mosquito), 4001 nucleotides long. Its product is annotated as transmembrane protein 65. The coding region runs from base 401 to 1381 and encodes 326 amino acids. Gene Ontology annotation, cellular component: mitochondrion. The record is from RefSeq and is a predicted model, not a curated record. The transcript is spliced from 6 exons. Lineage: Eukaryota; Metazoa; Arthropoda; Insecta; Diptera; Culicidae.
UUGUUUCUUGUUUUGUCAUUUGUUGUUGUUCCUGCACACACGUUCAGACUCCGCAGCGUUUUCGGGCCGAUAAGAGUGAUCUCGGGAAAGUCGACGAAUUUUCUCUCUCCGUACCGUGGUGCUUCUGGAGGGAAAUCGAAACAGAAGCAACACAGAAAUCGGUUGUGCCAUUUUCCGAGUGAGACGCCAAAGUGAGCCGAUUUUUUCCCCCAAAAUCCGUCAUCUCUUCGCGCGGAGGUGUAUCUUGCAGGCAGCAGAGCAUAAUUCGUGUGUGCUGAUAAGAGCGUGUUUGCGGCGAACAGUGAACCAAAUUUCCUUCCCGUCGUCGUGCACCGUGUGCUUCCGGACAAGUCCGUUCCAAACAGCGAAAAGCGCAAAGAAAAGCGUUACAACGGUACCGAUGUGUGCGAACGUGUCGUGUUUGGUGCGCGUAGCCAGUAUGAUGUCACAGUGUGCGAAAUGUGCUACACCUCGGAUGCCACGGAUUAGUCACCGGAUAGGUGGGGGGUGGGAGGCGUGCACUUCGCCCUACAGCACGGUCGCCCAACACCGUCCGCAGCUAGCGCGAUCCGGUGGCAGAAAUGGAUACAACCGUGCGACGGCCACGGUCAGCUUCUUCGCGGAACGGGACGGUUGCUCGGUGCGGUCCUACACGCAGGCAGCCUCAACCCUUACCCGGGAACAGCUGCACGAUCUGGUGUACAGGUUAAACGAAGAUGAAAGAGAAUUGCUUAUGAACACGCUGAAGCAAUUCGAGUCCAACAAAGUGAAGGCAAAGUUUGAAGGGCAGUUGGCAGCAACCGUUUGGCGAAGUAGAUUCGGUCGUCCAGCAAAACUAAAGCCUGCCCUGGGAGAUGUAGAUCCUACCGGUUCCUACUGCGCGGUGCCGGAAGAUUGGCUGCAAAAAAAGUUCGCCGAAACAGUACCAGUACCAGCCACAUCGGACCUCAUGAAACUCGGAUUGGUGAAUGCCCUUCCUUUCAUUGGAUUUGGUUUCCUCGACAACUUCACUAUGAUUAUUGCGGGUGACUACAUUGAGCAUACCCUCGGAUUAUUUAUGUGCAUAUCGACGAUGGCGGCGGCAGCGCUAGGGAAUACUAUCAGCGACGUAAUAGGCAUCGGGUCUGCCUUUUACGUGGAGAAGCUUGCCGAAAUGAGCGGCGUUAAGCCUCCGAAGCUGUCACCGAUUCAGCUGGAGAUGAAAACCAGCAGAAGAGCGGCCAAUUUGGGACGAGUGCUGGGUAUUACGAUCGGUUGCCUGCUGGGAAUGUGCCCUCUAUUAUUCAUGAAAGAGGAUAAGGAUAAGGAAAAGGAAAAGGGCAAAGACAAAGAUAAGGAAGCAGCGGCGAGCACGGUGGUAGAUACUGUUGCCGUGGAGUAGGCCUCCACUUGAUUGUAAAAGCCGGCGUGCACACACACACACACACACCAGGCUGUUGCCGCUGUAUACUGUUCUUCCAGCAUAACGCGCGGCUAUGAUGUGGUUUAGGUCAAUUUACAGAUGAAGUCCCCCACAUGGAGCGAAACACCUAUCAUCUGCCGACAGAGUAACGAAAUCCGAAAUUUAAAUUAGACAGAUCCCACUUCGACGCGGUUAAUAUUUUACGUUGAUUGAUCGAAAACGACUGUAGCAAAUUCGAAUUACUGCUGCGUACACUGGCAAACAAUGCGAAAGCACGAUACAGAUGCAGGCGUCCCAGCGAAGCACAUCGACUAAACGCACGUGCACGAGUUCACGACAAGCAGCUAGGAGCUGGAUACGACUAUGUAAAUAUGUAUUAUCGUCGAUCAUCGCUUUUCGAUUCACGGCCCAACCCAUCGUGCUAACAGCGUAUUCGGCGGUGGAUAUGCCUAUGUAUGAGCUGUGUUGUUUCAUUUCCUCGUGAUGAGUUGACCGGCCGUUGUCGAAUUCGUACUGCUAGUUAUUGAUUCACCGCUAUUGGUGCUACUGUUACUGCUACUAUUUAUUAACAAUCCUCAAUACGCAACGCUAUCGUGGUAGGAAUGUAUGCUAACGGAUGCAAAGCUAGCUGCGUUACGGUGCAGAACACAAAACAUAGAUCAGGAGCGUUUGCUUGUUGCGUAUGUUUCAAACUAUCUCUAGUGCACAAAAUAUGUUAAUAAUUACGUUUGCUUUAAUUGUUACCUUCUAGAACGAAACGUGACUAGUAAAACUAGUCCACCUAUUAAUGUGUUAUCGCUUCGGGAGGGAAAACACACCAGAGAGAGAGAUAGAGAGUAUGCUAGCACAACGGGCUGCCAUGAGUUUCACUGCUUUGGUUAAACUUAAAAGGCAAGUUAAACUUACACGAAUUAAGAAUUCGACGACACGACACCAACUACUUUUACGAUAGCAUCAUCUUGAAAAUCAGCUACUAAAAUAUGCUAGACAAAUGUUGUGUUUUUGUGCCGUAAGAUAAUGCUACUCCCCGUCCUGGACGACAUCCCCCAUAGAAUCGACAAAUUUGACGAACCUUUGAAUAUGGAAUCGAAACAAAAAAUGGUGCAAAUACCUAAAAAAAAUUAUGAAUGUCACUAGAGUAGCAUGUUGUAGUAAUUGGGUCCAUUGAGAAACAAAAUAUGCAGGAACAUUUGAUUAGAUUAGGGUUAAAUAACAAUACAUUGGCAACAGCUUUUCUGCAAAUCAGAGACCAAUUUCUCGAACGUGUAAAAGUAGUCAAACAGAUGUAAUCGUGUACGGUGGCAUAAGCGAACGGCUUUACCCCUUCUUCCUUCUAGUUGUUUUUGGCCGGGUAAGCCGCGGGUCGCAGGCGUUAUGAUAUUACGGAAGAGAUACCUCAUUACUUUGGAGCUAAGUAUGUUCUUACCCGUUUGUGUGCGCUGAUAGCGAGCGAAAACUGCUGAUGUUUCUGAGCGAAUGAGUUGCAGGUAUGAAUGUUUCUCUUUCGAGUUUUAUUAUUGGGUGGUAGUAGUGCCGUUGAAUUGGCUAAACCUUUUAUGUGGGGUGUGACAACAUCGGGAGUCGUUCAUAGUUUUAGCCCCCCGUCACUAAUGACGAUGCACUUUACGAACAUCCCCCAUCCUGAACCAAGUUCUUCCACAUUCCCACAUUGAGCGCGGACAAAUUGGUAAAAAAGGUAGCCGUGCGCGUAGCAUAAAUCCCUCCAUGAUAAAGCACAAUAAUAUUCUAAACUGACUCUAUUACUCUAUUACUCGAAACCUACCCUGGCCUUACACAUUUACCGUACAAUUUAAAACUCGAAAUCAGCAGAGCGUGGAAUUGAAACAAUCGCCCGGAUUGGUUGCAAAACGAUAUUGAACUAUUUUGUCUAAAGCUCUUCCAUCUGGCUUCCGACGGUGUCAGAAAAAAACGAACGUUUAAGCCGCGCGGGAGAAAAACCAUUUUCACAUUCACAUUAAAAAGGGUCAAUUUUCUAGCAAUCAAACACCUGGAUAGCACUGUCCUACGUCGUCUUUCAACUUAACUCAAUACGGUCGAUUAAGUAUAUAGGUACGCGACCGCGUACGGUUAAUAAGCAACUAUAGCAAAAGCAAAACUAGCACAAUGCGCAUUUCAGUAGUAACAGUAUAUUAAAGAAAAAAAAAACACAUUAUGUAGCUAUUAGCGGGAAAACAAUUGACAUGUUGUUUGUCCCCGGCAAACGUUUGCCAUGGAUCACGGGAGAUUAGGAAACGGUAUGUUCUCUAAAUACGAUGCCAGAUUCAAAUCCCGACCGGUGGGAUGAUGCUUGUGAAAUGCUUUGUAGUUCUUCCAGUUAGCAAAAUCACGGACAGCGCAUUUUGACACACUCAAAUGAGGAAAUAAUGAUGCUCAAAUUAAAAAAAAGAAGAUAAACAGUUCCGCGUACGGUAGUAGUUAGUAUUCAUGGUAAGGGGCUCGUGUACCAUCACUUGACCCCGCACAUACAAACAAACUCACAAUACAAAUCGAUAAACGAUGCAAUGACGAACAGCAAUAGAAAUAGCAAAUAUUGAAACAAAUGUGUACCAAAUAAACAUUAAUUCUCUAUCUCAUCUUA